This is a messenger RNA of Orbilia oligospora ATCC 24927, 1575 nucleotides long. RefSeq lists its product as uncharacterized. Gene Ontology annotation, molecular function: nicotinamide riboside transmembrane transporter activity; nucleobase transmembrane transporter activity. The record is from RefSeq and is a predicted model, not a curated record. Bases 1 to 1575 code for a protein of 524 amino acids. Lineage: Eukaryota; Fungi; Ascomycota; Orbiliomycetes; Orbiliales; Orbiliaceae. Gene Ontology annotation, cellular component: plasma membrane; fungal-type vacuole membrane. The transcript is spliced from 4 exons. Gene Ontology annotation, biological process: nucleoside transmembrane transport.
AUGCCUGUCCCUGUUGGUCAUUCGGGAAACAUCCCUGCCGAAUCCGAUCCAGAUCCUGUAUUUGGCGUAACUACAGAUGUCCAACACCCGAAGCUCACGGACUCCAACGUCAUCAGGGGUCGCUUCGUGAUCCUUGAAGAUUCAAGGCUGAAACUUAGCACACGACAAACUAUGGACCGAAUAUUGGACGUAUUCCGCACACGGCAGUCGACGGCACCCGUCGAUUAUACGCCCUUAGCACCAGAAAAUGGAGAGCUAGACGAUACGGAUGCGGACUAUGAUCCGCCAUCGAUGUCUUCGUCGACUGUGCUGUUGCCGCCGGGAGGGAAUAAGAAUUUAUUAGGCACGCGGCAGCGGAUAUCAUGGUUUGACUACACGGUGUUUUUGGUACUUGGGGUUGCAAUGUUAUGGGCGUGGAACUGUUUUUUGGCAGCAGCUGCAUACUUUCAGAUGCGGUUUAGAGAUAACAAAACCAUUUUGGAUAACUUCCAAUCUUCUAUUAUGACCGUAUCGACAGGCGCUACAUUGAUUACGACCCUCGCCCUCUCAUAUCUCCAGAAAAGCGCACAUUACCCUCGCCGCAUUAUAAUCGCUCUGAUUCUCAACAGUGUCGUCUUUAUCCUAUUCGCUUUAUCUACAGUAUCAUUUACCAGCAUAUCUGCCGGCGUAUACCUAUCAUUUACCCUCCUCAUGGUCUUAGGAACCGCUGUAUCAGCUGGGUUCUUUCAAAAUGGAUUGUUUGCUUAUGUCGGUAGUUUCGACCCGAUAUAUACACAGGGUGUCAUGUCCGGACAAGGUGUAGCGGGUGUUCUACCGUCUAUCGCGCAGAUGGUGGCGGUUUUGGCGAUACCGUCCAAAGCCCCCGAAAGCCAGGAAGAUAAAUCUGCAUCCGCAUCACCAAAAUCUGCGUUUGUAUACUUCCUGACCGCAACAGCGGUUUCCUGCCUCGCAUUGUCCCUUUUCAUUGUCCUACUAUCCCGUCAUAAGGAAAGGUUCCAUCGCUCGAAUCACCAAACAGCCGGCGAACCGGAAGCAAACGAACCUAAAGCAACAUUAUCACUAUUGGUUCUCAUCAAAAAACUCCCACUACCCGCCUAUACCAUCUUCUUCAACUUUGCAUUGACAAUGGUUUUCCCGGUCUUCACACAAGCCACCUUAUCUGUAAACCCACCGUCGUCAUCCGUCCUCUCCCGCCCAGAGGUCUUCAUCCCAUUCUCAUUCCUCAUCUGGAACACUGGCGAUCUAAUCGGCCGUGUUAUCUGCGGUUUCCCAAAGAUCGCGUGUACGAAUCCCAAGAUUCUAGCGAUUGCUGCGACGGUGAGGGUUGUUUACGUUCCACUCUAUUGGUUGGGGAAUAUUAAAGGAAGAGGGGCGAAGGUUCAGAGUGAUUUCUUUUACGAACUGGUGCAGUUCACGUUUGGAUUGACGAAUGGGUAUGUGGGGAGUAAUACUAUGAUGUUGGGUCCGCAGUUGGUACCGGAAGAGGAGAGUGGAGCGGCUGGAGGGUUUAUGGGGCUUUGUUUGGUUGCUGGGUUGGCGGCUGGGAGUGCGGCGAGCUUUUUAUUAAGCGUGUGA